AUUGAUCUAAUAAGAAAAAUAGAUGAAUUAACAAUUUCUUUAAAUCCACCAGAUACUGAUAGCAAAUUUUGUGUCAAGAAAGAUACAUUAGAGAUUUGCACAGCACUAAAAAAAUUUUAUCGUGAAAAUUAUGGAAAAGUAAAUGAAAUUCAACCACCAUUAAAAGCACCUGCAAGUGUUGAUUUAAUGGAUAACUUUGUUGAUCUAUGUAUUGUUGAUGCAGUUAAUACUCAAAUGGAUGUUGUUUUUAAUCUUGAACGAUAAAAAUUUCUUGAAAAACAAAUGAAUUAUACACCUAUUCCAUAUAGUGAUAUAUUUAUGAAAGAAAAAUCUGUAAUAUUAAUAUCUGGAAUAGCUGGUAUUGGAAAAACAUGUUUGCUUCAUAAAUGUUUGCUUGAUUGGUCAAAUGAUCUAAUUUGGAAAAAUGUUGAACUUGUAUUUUAUUUGGAAUGCAGAAGGCUUAAUCAAUAUCAAAAUAUUUCUAAUAUUAAUGAAUUACUAAAUGUUUUCUACAAAGAUAUUAUAAAUGAUUUUGAUAUUAGUAAUCAUCCUGCACUGUUUAUAAUUGAUGGGUUAGAUGAGUUUAAAUAUUUAAAUGAGUUAAUAAAUUGCAGUUCAAGUUGUAACUAUCCAAUCGUUAAUGUUUUAACAGAAGUUCAAAAAUACAAAUAUGUAGUUGCUGGUAGAGUUUAUGCAAUCGAUCAAUACCAAAGUAUAUCUACUGAGCAUAGUAAUAAGUUAACCAUUCAAAUAAUGGGUUUUAACCAAAAAGGAAUAGAUAGUUAUAUAGAAAGUAAAGUUAGAGAAGAAAAAAAAAAUCUUGUAAAAGAAACUUUAAACGGCUCUUUAAUAGCAAAAGCCAUGGCAUCUGUUCCAUUUUAUUUAUGUUCCAUGUGUAAAAUUAUUAGUAAUUCAAAAGAAAUAAAUAAAAGUUGUUUCUUUACAAUGACAAAUUUAUAUGCAAGUAUCUUUUUAUACUUUUUUCAAAAUCACAUCAUAAAAAGAAAUAUAUUGAUCAGUGACAUUGUUGAAGAAGAUUCCUAUAAAAAAUAUAUUUUAAAUAUUUGUAAAAUUGCAUAUAAAUUGUUUGUUGAAAAUAAAGUAAUUUUGUCAGAAGAAGAAGUUCAAACUUUUAUCAUUGAUUUUGAUAAAAAUGAAAGUAAUCUUUUUGGAUUUAUAGAAAAGAUUGAAACAAAUCAGGGAUGUUAUUAUCAAUUUGCACACUUAACAAUAAUGGAAUUUUGUGCAUCUGUAUAUGCAUAUAACUGUUUAAGUAGUGAAGAGAUUUUAACCAAUAAAAAGCUGGAGAGUUGUUUAUCAAUGAUUUGUGGAUUAACUAAUGAAAGCCAAAAUAGUUUAUUAAAGUUUCUUGUUAACUUAAAUCUCUCAAAAAAUGGUUCUGAAGAACUUUUGUAUUCUAUUUUAGAUCGUCUACUUAAAUUAUCUCUUCAAAGUCAAACUUAUUACGUUAACUUAUACAUUGAAUGUUUUUAUGAAAGUCAAUCAUCGUUUACUGAUAAAACAAAUUUAAUUGUUGAUGAACGAGAGUGGGAGAUUUCGAUUGAUGAUGGAAAAACUUCUUACGAAACUUCUUGUGAAAAUUAUUUUGUAAAUCAUUAUAUUAAAUCUGGAAGAAAGUUAUCGUGGUUAAAUGUUCAUAAAAAUAUUUUAAGUAAUGAAGAAAAAAAUCUUAUAAUUCAAUGUUCAACGAGUGUUCGUGUUGUCGUCUUUUAUUGUCCAUUUAAAUUCGAAGGAUGGAAACUGAAAGAUAAGAUUGAAUGGUUAGUGAUAUUUAUCUCAGGUUAUUUUUUAACGAAAAAAGAUUUUGAAGAAAAUUUUCUUCCGUGGAUUAUUCUUUGUGAAGGAUUAUGUCUUUACCUUCAUGACGACAUCGAUUUUAUUGAAGAGAUUUUUGAAUGGAUUCGUAUUUCGAAUGUCACGAAGUUGUUGAUCAACUACCGUGGAAAAGAUUUUCGAAACCUCAAUGAAUUUAAAAACUUUAAAACACAGAAAAAAGUUUAAUAUCUUAAAUAAAAUAUAAAUAAUACUUAUAAAAUAAUAAAUGAAAUAUUUAAUAUAUUAUUUUAAAAUUAAAUAUGUUGUAAAAUAUA
Messenger RNA from Hydra vulgaris (swiftwater hydra), 2111 nucleotides. Its product is annotated as NACHT, LRR and PYD domains-containing protein 3. The record is from RefSeq and is a predicted model, not a curated record. Gene Ontology annotation, molecular function: protein binding. Lineage: Eukaryota; Metazoa; Cnidaria; Hydrozoa; Anthoathecata; Hydridae. Gene Ontology annotation, biological process: signal transduction.